Molecule: messenger RNA, 1606 nt
Organism: Bradysia coprophila
Lineage: Eukaryota; Metazoa; Arthropoda; Insecta; Diptera; Sciaridae
Product: endoglucanase A-like
Biological process (GO): carbohydrate metabolic process
Molecular function (GO): hydrolase activity, hydrolyzing O-glycosyl compounds
Source: RefSeq, a predicted model, not a curated record
UGUAAUCUAAUCGUUUCGUCAUUCAUCAAUCAAUCAUGAGAACAAAGGUUUUUCAAAACUUAUCUUUCUCUCCAAAAUUGUAUACUUAGUUUACAGCCAGGUCUGGUCUGCAAAAUGAAUGGAAUUAUUGCAGGAAUUUUUCUGGCCAUCGUCGUCUCAUCUGUUGAUUGCUACAAUUACUCCGAAGUGAUUGAAAAGUCGUUGCUUUUCUAUGAAGCCCAACGAUCGGGAAGACUACCUGCCAGUAACCGCAUUCCAUGGAGAGGAGACUCCAUGUUAGAUGACUGGGAUGGUGACGUUGAUUUAACUGGUGGAUAUUUUGAUGCUGGAGAUCACAUCAAGUUUAAUUUUCCAUUGGCAUGGGCAAUGACCACACUUGCAAUGGGUGGAAUCGAUUUUAAACAGGGAUAUCAGUCCGCUGGACAAUUCGACUAUCUCUUAGAUGCAGUGAAGUGGGGUGCUGAUUAUUUUCUGAAAUGCCAUACAGGUGAAACCGAACUGUAUGUUCAAGUUGGAGACCCCAGUGUAGACCAUAAUUUGUGGGACGCGCCAGAACGAUGGAAAGAUCCUCGUCCAGCUCAUAAAAUUACAGCCGAAAAACCUGGCUCUGAUAUAGCUGGAGAAACAUCAUCGCUAUUUUCUGCAGCGUCUAUACUGUUCCGCGGUGUGAAUGACACAUACAGUGAAGUGCUGUUGGAACAUGCCAAGUCCCUAUAUGAGUUUGCAAAGACUUACCGGGGCAAAUACAGUGACAGUGUCACGGAAGCGACACCGUACUAUGUAUCGAAUGACUUUGCUGAUGAACUUGUUUGGGCUGCUUCGUGGCUGUAUAGAGCAACUGGCGACAGCAGUUAUCGAGUCGACGCGGACAAUUUCUGCGAUGAAUAUGGUUUGCAGGAGACUAAUGGAUUCAGUUGGGAUGCCAAAAUAUCUGGAGCCGAUGUAAAUUUAUAUCAAAUGACACGGGAAGAGCGCUAUGCCGAAAGACUAAUUUCUUUCUGUGACGAAUUCGUUGACGACACUCCUCGCACACCAAAAGGUCUAGUUUUUAUUUUCCAUUGGGGCUCACUUCGAGCGGUUUCAAAUGUCAUCUUUAUUUGCCUACAAGCAGCAAGAUUGGGCAUUAAUGAACAGAAAUAUCGAGACUUUGCCGUCGACCAAAUUGAUUUAAUGCUGGGCGGAUGGGGUCGGUCAUUUGUUUGUGGUUUUGGUGAUGAUGCACCGAUUCGACCUCACCAUCGAUCAUCCUCAUGUCCAAAUCCACCAGAUGCGUGUGGAUGGGCCUUCUUCAAUUCGGAUGCACCGAAUACCCACAUUUUGUAUGGAGCACUCGUUGGCGGACCAAAUUUACAAGAUGAAUAUGAGGACGUACGAAAUGAUGCCGAGCGAAACGAAGUAGCUGUCGACUACAAUGCGGCUUUUCAAGGUGCUAUCGCUGCACUGGAACAAUUUUCCGGAGUGGGUUAUUUACACUUAGAUUACCAAGUUGUGCUAUUGUUAGGAGUAGCUCAUGGAAUAAUUAAACUUUUCGCCAGUGGCUAUUGAUGGGAGAGGAGAGACAAAGAACUCAGGUAUCAAAGAGGCUAUUUGCUUGUGAAUAAGAAUA